Messenger RNA from Thunnus maccoyii (southern bluefin tuna), 3107 nucleotides. RefSeq names its product katanin p80 (WD repeat containing) subunit B 1 (gene katnb1). The coding region runs from base 289 to 2391 and encodes 700 amino acids. Gene Ontology annotation, molecular function: microtubule binding. NCBI's taxonomy places the organism in Eukaryota, Metazoa, Chordata, Actinopteri, Scombriformes, Scombridae. The transcript has 20 exons. The record is from RefSeq and is a predicted model, not a curated record. Gene Ontology annotation, cellular component: katanin complex. Gene Ontology annotation, biological process: microtubule severing; microtubule depolymerization.
UUGUGACGUCAGCGGAAGUCGUUCAGUUGCUAAGCUGCAGCUGCAGAACAACCAGACUGUCAACAACUGCUGAGACAGAUUAUCUGACGGACGGUUUAACGUUUAAACUUUACCCUCCCGGUCAUUCAGAUGAUUAACGGCGGCCGACAGACGAAGGUGGAGGAAGCUCAGCGCUCAGAGUGAAUGAGAAGCUGAUGUCUGGCCUCAGUCGUCCUGACUGACUUCAUGAAUUAACCUGAAGCGCUCGUGUAGUUCACACUAAGCAGCCCGUCUCCCAGUGUGACCAGUAUGGCCGCCGCCAGCACCACCAAGAUCUCAUGGCGACUGCAGGAGUUCGAGGCUCAUUCCAGCAGCGUCUCCUGUCUGGCUCUGGGGAAAAGCUCCGGACGCCUGCUGGCCACAGGAGGAGAGGACUGCAGGGUCAACAUCUGGGCUGUCAGCAAGGCCAACUGUAUCAUGAGUUUGACUGGUCACAAGAACCCAGUGGAAUGUGUCCAGUUCAACUUGUCAGAGGAGCAGGUCGUCGCUGGUUCACAGUCUGGAUCAAUACGAGUCUGGGACCUGGAGGCCGCCAAGAUUUUAAGGACUCUGAUGGGACACAAAGCCAACAUCACCAGUCUGGGCUUCCAUCCGUUUGGAGACUUUCUGGCCUCGAGCUCCAUGGACACAAACAUCAAGCUCUGGGACGUGCGGAGGAAAGGAUACGUGUUCAGGUACAAGGGUCACACUCAGGCGGUGAGGAGUCUGGCCUUCAGUCCUGAUGGGAAGUGGUUGGCUUCAGCCAGCGACGACUGCACGGUGAAGCUGUGGGACCUGACUCAGGGGAAAACCAUCACAGAGUUCAGAUCUCACACCGCGGCCGUCAACAUCGUCCAGUUUCACCCCAACGAGUACCUGCUGGCGUCCGGCAGCUCCGACAGAUCCACUAAGCUUUGGGAUCUGGAGAAGUUUUCCAUGAUCGGAUCGCUGGAGGGAGACACCAGUCCCGUCAGGUGUAUAUUUUUCAGCCCGGAUGGCGGCUGUCUGUUCAGCGGAGCCACAGACUCUCUGCGGGUUUACGGCUGGGAGCCCGACCGCUGCUUCGACGUGGUGCCGGUGGGCUGGGGCAAAGUGUCCGACCUGGCGGCGUGCAACCAGCAGCUGAUUGGAGUGUCUCACCAGCUCUCCAGCGUCUCGUCCUACGUGGUGGAUCUGAAGAGGGUGAAGAAGAGCGGCGGCUCUGUGAUCCAGGGAAUCAUCCAGGACAACCAGCCGCUCACAGAGCCAAAGGAUCCCAAAGGAACCGCGCUGCGCAGGAACUACGAGCGACCCACAACCACCUGCAGCUCGCAGAGGGUGAAGCAGAGUUCAGACGCUGAUAGGCGGAGCCCCGAAGGCGAGAGGCGGAGCCCCAGCGAGGACGAAGCGGACGAUAAAAACGUGUCUUCAGCCGAGAUCCACAACGCGGAGGACUACAAGGAGAUCUUCCAGCCGAAGAACGCCAUCUCUCGUACUCCUCCCAAGAUGUCGGAGCCUUUCCCUGCUCCUCCAGAGGACGAAACCGUUUUGGCGAUCGGCCGUCAGCUGAGGGACAUGAUAGCUCCUUUUCCCGACAAGCAGCUGACUUCUCCGCUGGCCUCGUCCACACCUGUCCAGAGGGUGGAGCCUACGGUGGUCUCCUGUGUGAAGCGCCCCUCAGCCGUGGCCCCGGCGUUCUCCAACCCCCCCGUCUCUGACCCGCCGCCGCCCCCUCAGCCUCCCGUCACCGCCGCCAAGACCAAACCACAACCCAAGAUCAUCCUCAGCACCAGGAACGAGCCCAUCGGACUGAACGUGGCCGACUUCCUGCCUUCGUCACCCAACAACAGAGGCGGAGCGCUGAGCGACGAGGAGGCUCUGUCUCAGAUCAAGAAAGGUCACGACACCAUGUGCGUGAUGCUGAGCAGCCGACACAAGAACCUGCAGACGGUCCGAGCCGUCUGGGCCCGCGAGGACAUCAAGAGCGCUCUGGACACCGCCGUCUCCAUGAAUGACCUUUCUAUUGUUGUGGACAUCCUCAACAUCAUCAACCUCCAGCCGUCUCUGUGGAAACUGGAUCUGUGUACGACGAUUCUUCCUCAGAUCGACAAACUGCUGCAGAGUAAAUACGAGAGCUACAUGCAGACCGGCUGCACGUCUCUGAAGCUCAUCAUGAAACAUUUCUGGAUGCUGAUCUCAGACACGCUGAAGGCGACGCCGUCUGUCGGAGUCGACAUCACACGAGAGGAGCGACACCACAAGUGCAGAGUUUGCUGCAAGCAGCUGAAGAACCUGAGCAACAUGGUGAAGAACAAGGCGGCGCAGGUCGGUCGCCACGGCAGCGCCUUCAAAGAGCUGCAGCUGCUCAUGGCGCCGCUGGACGACUCGCUCUGACGCUAAACGCGCCGACGGGUAACCGACCUGAAGGUUUACAGACCAACUGAGAUCCGUCGGUCGCUGGAUCAGCUGAUCUGCGGAACGGACUGAGAUCAGACGCUGAAGAAACAUUCCUGCACUUUAUGUGUUGAUCUGUUCACAUGACACAAAUCCUCCCAGAGGCCUCGGUCACACUGCGAGCGUGAGCGCGCCGCAGAAAAACGUGUUAAUAUAAGUGUUAAAGAUGUUAAUCUUCACGUACUCUAAACGAACACACUGACACUUUGAAGAAAUCCUUUUGUCUCAAUCAGAAUCAGAAGAAGAAGGUUUUCGGUUUUGAUCUGUGACUGACGAGCCGCCUGCUCGUUAACAACACACACACCGACACCGACGCAGGCUGAAGCUCGUUAAUCUGAAUCCUCCUGAAUGCGGGUCGCACGCUGCUCUGUGUGCUCGUUUCACCAGCUGUUCACAGUCAGCACUGUCAGUUCACACUUAGGAAACAAUGACGUCAUAACUGAGCUCGGUGCAGAUUUAUGCGUCUUUAAAUUAAACCCGGUUGCCGUAGAGAUCGAAGCGUAAAGAGAUGAUGUAGAAUAUGUUCAACAUAUCUGACGUCACACUUUACAUUUCUCAGAACAAACACAAUUUAUCUCAAACUACUGAGCCAGUGACGUCAGACUGAACGACCAAAUAACUUUGACCAAAUAACAGUCACUUCCUGUUCACAUAAU